UGCGCGUUCACGAUCAUCGGAGUUUCCGUCUUGAGAACGGCGGGUCCUUCUUCCCCUGCGUCGAUAUUGGAGGAUAGAAAAGGGAGAAAAUAAAAAAAGCCGUUGCUGUGUAAUAAUAAACCACAAGUUCUUGCUGACUGGAUUCGGACUGGAAAACGUAUACCUCAUCACAUGAACAUUUAAGGAAAGAAGCCUCGCUUGUAUACGCUUAUAACGGCCUUUCUGUGACUGAGGCGAAAGGAUGUCGAAGCGGCUGCGGAACAGCGAGGUUUGCGCUGACUGCAGUGUCCCAGAUCCCCGCUGGGCCUCAGUGAACAGAGGAGUGUUGAUUUGCGAUGAGUGCUGCAGUGUCCACCGGAGCCUGGGCCGCCACAGCUCGCAGGUGCGUCACCUGACGCACACUCCCUGGCCACCAACACAGCUGCAGAUGGUUCAGAUGCUUUACAACAAUGGCGCAAAUUCAAUAUGGGAGCAUUCCCUGCUGGACCCUGCCUCUGUCAUGAGUGGGAAGAGGAAGGCCAACCCUCAGGACAAAUUGCAUCCAAAUAAAGCAGAGUUUAUAAAGGCAAAAUACCAAAUGCUUGCAUUUGUCCACCGAAUGCCAUGUCGGGACGACGACAGCUUCACGGCCAAGGACCUGAGCAAGCAACUUCACUCAAGUGUUCGGACUGGUAAUCUGGAGACGUGCCUGAGAUUACUGUCGCUGGGAGCCCAGGCCAAUUUCUUCCACCCAGAGAAAGGGAACACACCGCUGCAUGUGGCUGCCAAGGCGGGGCAGGUGUCCCAGGCCGAGCUUCUUGCUGUUUAUGGGGCUGACCCCGGUGCCCCUGACUCCAAUGGCAAAACCCCAAUCGACUAUGCAAGACAAGCUGGGCACCAUGACCUGGCAGACAGGCUGGUGGAAAUCCAGUAUGAGCUUACAGACAGACUGGCUUUCUACCUCUGUGGGCGGAAGCCGGAUCACAAAAAUGGGCAACACUUUAUCAUCCCACAGAUGGCUGAAAGAAAUAUCAGUCAGGAUUUAUCAGAAUUGGCAAAAGCAGCAAAGAAAAAACUUCAGUCUCUCAGCAAUCACUUGUUUGAGGAGCUGGCAAUGGAUGUAUAUGACGAAGUGGACAGAAGGGAGACAGAUGCUGUAUGGCUAGCAACGCAGAACCACAGCACUCUGGUAACGGAAACAACAGUUGUGCCUUUUCUUCCUGUGAACCCCGAGUACUCAUCUACAAGAAAUCAGGGACGACAGAAGCUUGCCAGAUUCAAUGCACAUGAGUUUGCAACACUUGUCAUUGACAUCCUUAGUGACGCAAAGCGCCGGCAGCAAGGCAGCUCUGUAACAAGCCCAAAAGAAAAUGUUGAACUGAUCCUGAAAAGCGUGGAUGGCCGUCAUGGAAGUGAGAGCCAAGACAAUGACCAGCCAGAUUAUGACAGCGUUGCAUCAGAUGAAGACACGGACCAGGACACUCCCUCUGGCAAAGGGGACCGGACCAAGAGUGUGGACUCUGACCUAUCAGAUGGUCCCAUUACGGUACAGGAGUUCCUGGAGGUGAAGAACGCCCUGUCAGCUUCAGAGGCCAAGAUUCAGCAACUCAUGAAGGCCAACAGUAACCUGAGUGAUGAGCUACGGCUGAUGCAGAAAAAGCUGCAAUCGCUGCAAAGCGAGAACACAUCUCUCAGGCGGCAGGUCACAACCAAUAUCUAUCAGGUCCCCAGCGGUUCAGAGUUCCCCGACCCCUCCAGUCCCUCGGCCCUGAAGCGCCGACCAUCAGCUCGGAGUAGCAGGCCCAUUUCUAUGUAUGAGACUGGCUCGGGCCUGAAGCCCUAUCUCCCCAGGGGAGAGGCCCCCUACCCAGAAGAGGGUAUCCCCACUCUGCAGCCCCUCCCACCUCAUAUCGGGAGGGGUGCUUUUGUGACCUCUUCAUCCCUCCCCUCGUUCCCCUCCACCCUUUCCUGGUCGUGGGAUGAAAGCACGCAAAGGGCUUCCAAGCUGGAGAAGCAAAGUAGUAUGCCAGACAGUGACUACGACAAUACGGCAAAUGAUGCAGAGGUGGAUGAAACAGGGCUGGGCCGGAAGGCCAAGCUGAGGAGCAGUGGCUGGCUGGGAGAGAGCCCUGUCCCUGAGCCAGAUGAUACAGAAGCAGAGGCAGACCCCACUCUGCCUAGCACCGAAGACGUCAUCCGCAAGACAGAACAGAUCACCAAGAACAUCCAAGAGCUGUUGCGGGCUGCCCAAGAGAACAAGCAUGAGAGCUUCGUACCAUGCUCAGAAAGAAUACAUGUGGCUGUGACAGAAAUGGCGGCCUUGUUUCCCAAGAAGCCACGCUCGGAGACAGUGCGUGGCUCCCUGCGCCUGCUGACAUCCAGUGCGUUCCGGCUGCAGUGCGAAUGCAGGAAGGCAGUAGCCCCUGAGGCCGGGCCAAACCCUGACAUGCAGCUGGUCACCCAGCAGGUCAUCCAGUGCGCCUACGAUAUUGCCAAGGGUGCCAAGCAACUGGUUACCAUCACUACCAAAGAGAACAGCAACUGACGCAGCAUCACAAUGCACUCGUAACCUGUUCGGUAAUAUUUAACAAUUGGAGCCAUUAACUUUUUUUCUGUUUUACAUCAGUAUUAGUAUUUGCAUGUUUUUUUUUAAUUUUAAAAAAAAUUAAAGAUCAAAGUUCCCAGCAAGAAAAGUAAAACGGAACAAAUCGGAGUCUGAGGUCUUCGUUAGAUGGAAGUGCAGAGUUUGUGUUGGUUUUGUUGGGGUUUUUUUUUUUUUUUUUUUUUUUUUUUUUGAACUGAUACAGCAAGGCAAAGUGCCACAAAGCACUGCUAUGGGCUGCUUCUUGCUCGAAUGGAGUCUGACUAGAUACCGAGUGUAAUUCUGUCUUACUCCACCACGCUCCACUGUAUAUGGUUUUCAUGCCAGUGGCCGAUGGUAUAAAAAUUAGAUCAACAUUUUUCUUGGUUUUUCCACUACUACUAUUGUCUGUAUUUAUGUGCUACAUACAAUGUACUUCACAGCACUUGUUUUAAUAGUAUGUUGGUGGAAUAAACAUGCCACAAAAAGACUUGCAGUUAUUCAGUGGGACCAUAAAUGGAUAUUAGUGGCUUCACAUCAAUUAACUUCACCUUGGGAAAAAAACCUGUUUCUGCAGAGCAUGAUUUCACUGCUCUGAAAAGACACUUGCAUUGGUAAAAUGAGCCGCAAUACUAUGAGAAGCAACAUUACAACAAACUGUGUUCCAAACCAAGGCUGCAGCUCUACCAACUAAUAGUAUUCCAUGUAGAUUU
Molecule: messenger RNA, 3273 nt
Organism: Scleropages formosus (Asian bonytongue)
Lineage: Eukaryota; Metazoa; Chordata; Actinopteri; Osteoglossiformes; Osteoglossidae
Gene: git2a
Product: G protein-coupled receptor kinase interacting ArfGAP 2a
Exons: 21
Coding region: 242-2524 (760 amino acids)
Biological process (GO): regulation of ARF protein signal transduction; synaptic vesicle recycling; regulation of G protein-coupled receptor signaling pathway
Cellular component (GO): synapse
Molecular function (GO): GTPase activator activity; small GTPase binding
Source: RefSeq, a predicted model, not a curated record